Molecule: messenger RNA, 5822 nt
Organism: Dermacentor silvarum
Lineage: Eukaryota; Metazoa; Arthropoda; Arachnida; Ixodida; Ixodidae
Gene: Patronin
Product: patronin-like
Biological process (GO): neuron projection development; cytoplasmic microtubule organization; negative regulation of microtubule depolymerization
Cellular component (GO): microtubule minus-end
Molecular function (GO): spectrin binding; microtubule minus-end binding; calmodulin binding
Source: RefSeq, a predicted model, not a curated record
UCGCCCGUUCGUGCUGCUGCUCGGCUCGGGGCGUGUUGUUGGUGUAGUUGCUGUCGUUGGUGGUGGUGGGGGUAUGACUUUUAUUUUGGCCGCUUUCAAAAUGCAACAAUGGUCGGAUACGAUUCCCGUAAACGCAUAGCGCGAUUUUUACUCGCGGUCACAUCAGCGGAGAGAGCGAUGAAGCAACGUGUGGGACUGUCCGCGGGCGAGGUGCGAUGCUGCCGGAGCGGCACGGUGCCGACGGCGACUGACGGGCCCGUGAGUCAGUGAUGCUAGGCCUUGCAACAGCCACGGCAGCAACCCGUCAACGGCACACGUGAGGACCGCUUCACGUCGUCGACAGCGGCUCCCGUCGAUCCGGCCGGGCCGUUAUGGACACCAUGGACGAAGACUACGAUCUGGACGGUGUGGAGCUAACGCCGAUCGAAGAGUACGACUUCGUCAAGGCCAAGCAGCGAGCCUCGGUGCUGUGGCUGGUGUCUAAGGCACAUCAGAACCGGGUGCCCCCCGAGCUGCGCGAGGUCUUCUACCGGGACCAGGCGGAACAGGACCGGUUGCGGCCGCAACUUGUGCAGGCACUGGCCAGUGGCGAGCUGUACUGCCUCGCGCUGGCCAACAUCUAUGCCGACCCCAACUACCACAGCCUCAGCCACCAGGGCGUUGUGCAGGCACUGCAGCGCAAGGGUGUCGAGGUUGAGCCACCCGCCGACCACACCCCCCUCACCGAGACCGUUCUUGCCCAGACCGCUCCGCUGCGCAUGAGUGCCCACAUGGCUGUCAUCAAUGGCAUUAUGGAAUUGUACAUCAAAGAAGUGCUCAUACCCAUCAAGGUCUUUGAAGUGGUCAGACGGUUUUCAGCUGUCGGCUACCCGGAGGAGGUUCCCGUGGACGCAGAGGAUGCAGCGCUGCUCUGGCUGAACAAGUGCUCAGUAAAGAUGCGGCACCGCAUCGAGGACGAGCUGGGGCCCGGGCAGCCGCCUGUUGGGGGCCCGCCUGUGCUGCAGGACCUGGCGGACCUUAACGACGGUUGUGCGCUGGCCGCGCUGCUCAGCUUCUACUGCCCGCAGCACUUGCCCUGGCACGACCUGUGCCUGCCGGGCGACAGUCUAGCCGACUCCCUCUACAACCUGCAGCUGAGCCAGCGCUUCUGUGACGCGCAUUUGCCGCACGAUGUGUUCUUCCUGACGGUGGAGGACGUGCUCUUUGUGCACCCUUCCAUCCGGCAAAACCUUCUCGCCCUCCUUGCCGACCUCAUGUUUGUGUUUGAGAUCCGGCCAGCCAAGUGCGUGCGACGGCCGGGACUGCGGUACGAUCCGCCCAGCACCGAGAACUCUCUUCAGGCGGCUCGGCAUCGUGGGGAGUCCCUACGCAAGGCACGCGCCCUGCAGAACUCGUGUAGCCACAUUCCAGAUUUGUGCCCGCCAGACGACCACAGCCAAACAAAGCACAAUGGGGCCUGGCCAGAAGGAGCGCGAAGGCUGAGCCAAGGUGCAAAGCCUAGCACUCGUGUUUCACGUUCUUCUGUCCGGGAGGAUGAAGAUUCGGACCAGCUGAGCUCGUCACCUAGGUGUCGUUCGGACGAAGAUGAUGCCUUUCUUACUGGCCGGAGGCCAAGCUCCUCUCUGCGACGGCACUCAACUGAGGCCAUGGACCCUCUUCUGCCGGCACGCUUGCGGGAGCCCAAGGAGCGAAAUAACUGUGAUGUUGCAAAGUACCUGGAGCGUGGUGAAGACACCUCACUAGGCUCAUCACCUACGCCCCAGUCCCCCGCACGAAGCCUGCAUGAAGCUAUGCUCCGAGCGCGAGAAGCAGAGGAGCAGGGGUCUCCAGCCCACAGGGCAUCAUCCAUAAGCGGAAACCUGAGCCUUCGAAGGAGCACCUCCCGCUCAGAGCUGGGAUCUCCUCUUCACCGGAGCGGGUCACGCAGCACCCUUGUCGGCUCAGAUCAUGCGUCACCUCUGCACAGGAGUGCCUCCAAGUCCGAUGUUGGUUCACCAUUGCGGAGGAACUCUUCCAGAUCAGACCUGUUCCAGCCAUCACAUCUGAGCCGCAGCACGUCGCAGACCGACAUCUAUGGAGGCUCUCCCAUACGGAGGACGGGUCGGUUUACAACAGAGACCGAAACAAAGAAGCCUUCAACCCUGGAAACCUACUAUGACCAGUUGGGAGGAGGUUUGCAAAAACAGGCGGGCUAUCCACUUCGGCGAGAGUCGUCCCUGUCGCACAUGUACAAUUUUUCUGGUGAGAAGGCAGCCCUGGAAAUGACAGACCCAUUUGAGACUGACAUGUUUGCAGAGCACAGGGAACGAACGAAGAAGGCAGCUCAGAUUAUGAGCUUUGCACAGCUGUCAAAGAUGAAGGAUACCACGGACUCCGGCAAGGCACCAUCAAGCAUCAAUAUUGUCUACAUGCAGCAGGACGGCUCUGGGAAUCGGUUGCCUCCGGAGAAGCGGAAGACAACGCCAACCGAUGGUGUUAGUAAAUCAUCAUCAUCAACAACCACGUGGCAGCAGCAGGCUGCAGACAGCGAGGAAAACAGGACUGCAGAGGACAGUUCAUCACCUCUGGCAGCACAGCUGAAUAAUGUGCGAUUAAAGCUUGAAGAAAGGCGGCGUAAGAUCGAACAAGAGAAGCGCCGCAUGGAAGAUCGUGUCAAGAAGCAGCGACAAAAGGUCAGCAAGGCAGCCUUCUUGCAAGCUGUUGCUCGCGGUGACAGCAAAGUCUCCGAAGGUGGUAGCAUGCAUGAGUCAUCUGGCGAGACACUGGUCGACGAGACUUCUGCUGACAGUGUUGACUCGGAGCAUCCCCAGCAGAAGUGGCUGCAGCAGAAUGGCAGCCCACAACCCGUGGAGGAAUCCCCUCAAAGUGAUGACGUGGACCUUGAGGAUAGCACCACGACCAUUGAACAACUCAGCACAGAACUGACGGUUCUGCAGUCCGACAUCUCGCGCAUCACCAAACAGCAGCAGGCCAUUCAGAACCUUCUGCACGGCCCCCAGGCUGUGCCAUUGCAGCCACAGCCUCAAGAGCAGUUCUUCCUGCACAGUGGCAAUGAUGGCGGCCAGCCUCAAAGCCUGCCCACAUUUGCACACGCCAGUCCUCAACCUUACCUCACCGAAUUGGUGCGACCACCGCCAUUUCAGCAACAGCAGCAACUGCAACAGCAGCAACUGCAACAGCAGCAACUGCAGCAGCAGCAACUGCAGCAGCAGCAGCAGCAACUGCAGCAGCAGCAGCAACAGCAGCAGCAACUGCAGCAGCAGCAGCAACAGCAGCAGCAGCAUCAGCAGCCCCAUCAACGACGUCAGUGGGAAUACCCGAUGGCACCCAUCCUGCCACCACAGCAGCCUAGAAGAGGGCAGUGGGGCCCUCCUGUGGUCACACUUGCCGAGCAACCCAUGCGCUGGGGGGCCCCAGCCGCCGCACUGGUGGAUCCGGGCUACGUGGUCUAUCCCUCAGGUCAAAAUGAGUUUGCAUACCAACCGCCUUACUACCAGAAUGGCACUGCUGCCACCAUGCAGCAGGUGGGCUAUGCCAGUUUUGCAAUGCCGUCACAACAGCAACCGCAGCAGCCGCUGCAACAGCAGUCGCCGCAACAGCCGCAGCAGCAGCAGCACACACUGCCACCACCAUUCCAAGCACCUUGCACAGUCAGUAUGGAGCAGGUGACUGCUGCCGCACCCACUCAGCCCGAAUCUCAGCGCCCGUCACGGACGCCACCACCGCCUGCCGUGGAGGAGCAGCUUGUAGAACGCCUUGAGAAUCUGUCAAUGGGCAGCUUAGCUUCGCCGCCCCGGAGUGUUGAAUUUGGCAAGACAUACCGUGUUUCCAAGGGGCAGCAGCCAGUGCGGAAUCAGGCCAAACCAUCCGAUGACGGCAGUGAAGUGGGCUUCUUUAUUAGCUUCGAUGAUCAGCAACCUAAAAAGCCAAAGCCCAAGCUCCGUCCAAGAAUCGCAAAACCAGAGGAAAAUUCUAGGCCAGAAGAGUUCGGCCUCAGCAAUGGUACCCUUACAGCAGCAUCUACAGAAAGCACAAAAGGCUCUGAGAACUCAUCAAACAGCGCCCCAUCAGAGAACCAAGGACCUCCCAGUGGGUCAUUAGGGGUUGGUUUUGUCAUAGGAGCUGACUUGGUGAAUCCUGACCCGGAAGCGGAGAAUGAGAUGCAGCGGCGCAAGGAGAUGAUGAUGCUGGUCUCACUGCGGAGGAGAGAAGAACAGGAGGCGGCCAGGCUUGCCAAAGAGCAACGAAAUGCUGUCAAGCGAAUGCAAGAGCAACUGCGACGUGAGGAACAGGCGCGGAAGCGAGAAGAAGACCGUCAGCGACGACAGAUGAUCCUCGAGCAGUACCGUCAGCGCAAGGCCCAGGAAGAGGCUGAGAAGGAUGCUGCAGUCCAUGGGGGCAGCAGCAUGAGCUUGCGUGGUGGUGAAGGUGGUGCUACGCUGACACGCAGCAGUGCCAAGCCGCGAUCGUCUUCGCGGCCCCGACCAAAGUCGAUGCACCUCGGGCCAUGUUCGUUGCAGCGCGGCUCUCAUACCAGUCUUGACGAGUGUGGGCGGCAGCGUGCAGCCAGCCCACCACCCUCGGGGACCGAGUGGCGGGCUUCGGCCAGUGAUGGUGCCUCGGACACAGCCUCGACCCACUCGCUCAUGCUGUUGCCCUCGUCAAGCGAAUAUGUGGGGCCCAAGCUAUUCGUCAAGCCUACAGCAAAGUCCAAUCGCAGCAUCAUCAUUAAUGCCAUCAACACUGUUCUCGCGGGAGCGGUCAACUCUGAAACCAAGAGGAAGGUGUUGGAGGAGAUAAACGUCUCUGAGAGCAAGCACUUCCUGAUCCUGUUCCGAGACUCGGGCUGCCAGUUUCGCGGCCUCUACUCGUACCACCCCGAGCGAGAAGAAGUGCUGCGGCUGCAUGGCAUCGGACCGCGCAGUGUUCUGCCGUCCAUGAUGGACAUGUUUUUCAAAUACAACUCUGGCGCCAAGAGCUUCACUCAGAUUCACACGAAGCACCUAACAGUCACCAUAGAUGCCUUUACCAUCCACAAUCAUCUGUGGACUGUGAAGAAGACCUGUGUGCCUCAACGCAGGGACUUGUGACGACCGCACGUCUAAAUCCCCUUCCAGUGCAUUUGUUUCUCGAAGAUAGACUGCUGUGCUGGGGCUAUAACCAGGCUAACCAAUGUGUGCCGAGGAGGCACGGCAGUUCUCCACACACCGGUCACAUAUUGCCGCUGGCUUUUUUUUUCUUCUCCACGGCUGAGACCCGAGGUUUGCGGGCCGAACCUCAUCAGGAAGUGGUGGGGACUGUUUCACCCGCAUUUUUUUCUUUCUUCCUGGGGAUUUGCGCGCACUAAUUUGUUUUGCUUGAGAUUGUACUUUGUAUAUAGCGGGCGUCGUUACUGAUCGUGUAGUUGAAGGAGAGAAGAGCCCAGCUGGAGAGACACAGUUGUCGCAGUUUCUCGUUGCCCUGUUUGUGCGGGAGGGUGAUCCUAUGCUCUUUCGGCCGACUAAUGAUGACUGGAGUCCUUGGGCAAAUUGUGUGAUAUGGCUUGCCAAAUGUAAUAUAGUCGAAGCCAACAGUUGCGCAUGUUGCUCGAAAAAAAAAAGGCCAUGCGGGUGCCGGUUUCUCGCUUCAUUUACCUCCAAUGAUGUCCUCGUUUUUCUUUUUAGGCUUUUAAAUGUUACUACAAAUAUAGAUACGCUGACACACAAACACAAUCUGCACGCACGAGUUGCUCUAAUGGCAAAUGCAGCGCUGGUUACCUUUUUUUUUUUUUUGGCUGUAAUACACGAAUUGUUCGCGAACAAUAAAUGCAGCUUUCCCUUUUU